This is a messenger RNA of Frieseomelitta varia, 2398 nucleotides long. Its product is annotated as saccharopine dehydrogenase-like oxidoreductase. The coding region runs from base 167 to 1438 and encodes 423 amino acids. Lineage: Eukaryota; Metazoa; Arthropoda; Insecta; Hymenoptera; Apidae. The transcript is spliced from 8 exons. Gene Ontology annotation, biological process: glycolipid biosynthetic process. The record is from RefSeq and is a predicted model, not a curated record. Gene Ontology annotation, cellular component: lipid droplet; mitochondrion; plasma membrane.
UAUGGAUAUGGACUACGGACAUGGACUAUGGACAGUAUGAGCUAAGGCGUAAUUUUAACAGCACACACGGAUAGAAGGCACGCCAUUGAGAAGUCAUCGCUAAAGCUAGCUGAAAAGAAGCUUAUAAUUCAUAAAAAUACACGUUGGAAUCAUACAUGAUCUUAUCAUGACAGAGGCACGAUUGGACUUUAUUAUAUUUGGAGCUACUGGAUAUACUGGAAAAUAUGCUGUAAAAAUAGCAGCACAAUUAGCUAAAGAAAAACAAAUAACAUUUGGAGUAUCUGGACGCAGGAAACAAGCUUUGGAAGCAGUUGUUAAAGAAUUUGUUUCUGACAUUGAAGAUGUACCCAUAUUGAUUGCUGAUUUAAAAGAUGAAGAGUCCCUAAAAAAAAUGACAGCUCAAGCUAAUGUGCUAAUUAAUUGUUGUGGCCCAUAUAGAUUUUAUGGAGAACCAGUAAUUAAAGCAUGCAUUGCUACCCAUACUCAUCAAGUUGAUGUCAGUGGUGAACCACAGUACAUAGAAAGUAUUCAAUUGAAAUAUAAUAAGGCAGCAGAAGACGCUGGUAUCUAUAUCAUAAGUGCAUGUGGAUUUGAUAGCAUACCAUGUGAUCUUGGUACAAUUUUUGCACAACAAAAAUUUAAUGGUGAAGUCAAUUCCAUUGAAACUUAUUUAAAUAUGUGGGUAACUACGAAAGUUAGUGGUGCUCUCAUUCAUUAUGGAACAUAUGAAUCUGCAGUGUAUGGUAUGGCACAUUCCCAUGAAUUACGGGAGUUGCGCUCCAAACUGUAUCCUGAGAGAUUACCUCCAUUAUGGCCAAAACUUAAACCAAGAGGUGCUAUUCACAAAUCUUCUGUAUCGGAAGGAUGGUCUAUGGUAUUUCCAGGAGCUGAUCGCUCGGUAAUUCUUCGUACCCAGCGAUUUUUAUAUGAUAAAUGUAAACAACGACCAGCUCAAGUGCAAACUUAUUUUACACUCAAGUCAUUUUUCUCCGUAUUGACAACUAUUAUUUUUGGUUUAAUGUUUGGAAUAUUGUCCAAAUAUGAAUUUGGUCGUAAUUUAUUAUUAAAGUAUCCUACAUUUUUUUCUGGUGGAUAUGUAAGUCAUGAGGGACCUAAGCCAGAGACACUGGAUAACGUUCAUUUCUCUAUGACAUUUAAAGCAGAAGGAUGGACUGAAAAAUUAGCUGAACCUACUGAUAAACAUAAAGAUUUACCAAACAAAGUAAUGAUUACUAAAGUUAGUGGAAUUGAUCCUGCAUAUAAAGCUACAUGCACUAUGUUACUCCUUUCUGGUGUAACAAUUCUCAAGGAAUCUGAUAAAAUUCCUGUCACCGGUGGUGUUUUAACUCCUGGUGCUGCAUUUAGUAAAACAUCAUUGAUUGAAGAAUUGAUUAAGAAGGAUAUUAAAUUCGAGGUUGUUUCUUCCCUUGAAAAAUAAAAUCUUUCAUAUGGUUACAAAUACAACUUUGCUAUUUUAUGGUGGAAGUAUAAAAAUAAGAGUUUUUUUAUUUGCAGAUAAAAGUUUCCGAAAAAGUAUCGUUUUUUGUGUUUCAGUUUAAGGUGUUUCAUUUAGUGAGCCAUAAAAAGACGUAAUUAUAUAUAUACAUACAUACAUAUAAUACAUACAUAUAAUUGAAAGAAAGAUAGAAAAUUUAAUAUCACAAGAAUUCAUGUAAAACAUUAUUAUUUCUUUAUAUUUAAAUUUUUUACAUUUGCCCGAAAUAUAGCUCGCAAAAGUAUGAGUAGUAUUUAACUAAAAUAUACAUAUGUAAUAAAACAGUAAAAGAAAGUAUAUAUACAAGUACGAUAUAUGGGAAGUAUUCAAUUGAAAUAUUUAUAUCAUGUGACCGUGCUGCAAGUUUUACACAACAAAAAUUUGAUUUGAUAAAGUUAUUGAGUUUAGUGAUUAACUAUAGAAAUUAAUGUUCUCAUUUAUUAUACAACAUAUGUAACAGCAAUAUGUACUCCCAUGAAUUCUGUAUCCUGAAAUAUUUUUUAAAGUAAUUUUCAAUAGUAAAUAACAACCUUGAAUUUCGUUUAAAUGUGUUUUGGUACAUUAAUAUUUUUUUGGGAUAGAAAAUGUUAAUUUUGAAAUUUUUAAAUAUUUAUAAAAAUUAAAUAUGUAUUUCUUUUUUUAAUAACAACAAUAGUAUAUGAUUAGUAGCAGUAAUCCAUUUAUAUUUUCUACAAUCGUAUUGUUAACUAAUACAAAGAAAAUAUAUUUAUUAAAACUAUUGAAAUUAUAUGUAUACCCAAUUAACGCACAUUAUAUUGCUCUCUAUAUUUAUAAUUGGUAAACAAGAUAAUGUUGAUGCUAUUUUAUAUUGCUUCAUAUAUUUUAAUACAUGUUAAUUAUUUAUAUUGUCUUUCAAUAAAACUGCUUUUCAGUGCAAUUAAA